UAAGUGAUUGCUGUUCCACCAUCUGAGCGUUUCACAUUUUAACUAGUAUCAGCCUCAUAGUUGAGUGUAUUUGCUUUAUUCAUAGUAAAAUAGUAAGAUAAUUCAUUUGCCUGGAAAUAAAGUGCAGCCAUUUGCUCGAAAUUUUAAAGGUAGUUAGAGCUAUCCACAUUUAGUUGACCUAUAAGUUGGAGGGUAAAUUCUUCUUGGAACAGCCAAAAAGUCUCCAUUGCCCGAUUUGCUGGAAAGGGAAGUGUAGAGAAAUCGAAACCGCCAUGAAAAUCAUAAUUUUCGCCGUUAUUUCCUGCCUUUUGGCAUCAGCCGUUUUCAGUGCAGACAAUACCACGACCACUGUGACUACAGCCAGUACGACAAACAAAAGCACAGUCUCAACGACCGCCACAACUGCUAAAUCAACAGGGACUAGUACUGCCAAGACGACUGCUACCACAGCAAAAUCGACUGCUACCACCACAGCAAAAACAACUGCUACCACCACAGCAAAAACAACUGCUACCACCACAGCAAAAACCACCACAGUGCCAACUACAACUGUUGCACCACCACCAACAGAUAUAUUCGAAUUGAAAGAAAAUAAGACUGUUUGUUUCUUGGCUAAAAUUGCUGCAGAUUUCACCGUCACAUACAAUAAGACAGAUAAUACUACUGGAACAGCUGUGAUUGCCAUUCCAAAAACUGGCGUGACUUACAAGGGAAAAUCGGCAUGCGCUUCAGAUAUGAUACCUGACCCCUAUCUGACCCUGGAAUUUGAAGGAUACAUGGCCCAGUUCAACUUCACACAGAAGGGAGGCGUGGUAUACCUCCAGUCAGUAUCUUUCCACUAUACUGAAGAUCCAGCCAACUUCCCCAAUGCUACGGACUCAAAAACUCCACAUAGCACCUCCAACGACAAUGUUGACCUCAAAAUGUCCUCAAAUACGACCUUCUUCCAGUGCAACUCUCCCAUUGCCCAAACAAUCGACAAGGCAGUGACCCUGACCUUUGACGUGUUGAAGGUCCAGGUGUACGACGUAAAAGGCAAUUUUUCAGGAGAGGGUGAAAUCUGCGCUGGUGACAAAAAGUCCACCUCCACCCCAAUGACCAGCACAGUCACACCAACACCAACACCAACUCUUCCAGCCACCCCAAAUUCUGGCAAUUGGUCAGUCCAGGGCAGCGAUGGAAAGACAUGUAUGGUGGCUGUCAUGGGUGCAAGAUUUGAAAUCCCCUACACGAAAAAGGAUAAUGCGACUGCAACAGCCAAAUUUGAUGUGCCAGCCGAUGCGACAACGGAGGGCAGUACGUGUGGGAACGCCACCAACUCCGAUACACUCCAGUUAGACUUCUUCAAGAACUUUGUACUUAAAAUGAUUUUCACAACAGUAAAGGCGAGCGCUAUGCUCACCGCUGAUGACGAGUAUCAUCUCCAGAACAUCUCGCUGACGUAUCACUUGAAUGAGCAACAGUUUCCCGGGCAUGGUGGAAAUCCUGCCGAGGCCUUGAUGAUCACCAACAACGAAGCACAUUUCAAAGUCUCAGUUGGCAAGUCGUACAAGUGUAAAACUAAGGUUGAAAUCGACAUGGGCGGAGAUGCCAGGCUUGAUACAUACAACCUGCAGGUUGAGGCAUUCAAGACAUCGAACGGAACAGACUUUGAUGAAUUCUUACAAUGCUCGGCAGAUAAUGUGACCAGUAAUAUUGUCCCAAUUGCUGUUGGAGCUGCCCUCGCCGCCCUGGUGGUCAUAGUCCUAAUCGCUUACGUCAUUGGACGACGAAGAAGCAGAAGCGGCUACGAAUCUGUGUAAAAAAUAUCUCGGGAAUUCUUCAACUCAAUAAAAAUCACUUGGGCCCGAAAUUGUUGCUUUUAGAUUCUGUUUCAUUGCAAGUUAAUUGAUAUUUAUUUUCAGUUUCUGUAUAUCUGUGUACAGUUUCUGUACAUCUGUGUGCCGAUUUGGUACAUCUAUGUACAGAUUCUGUAUGCUGAAUGAGCAGUUUCUGUGUCUGAUAAAUGUCUCCAGUCGACUUGAAAUGAAACAAACUUGGGAGGAUCCUUUACUUAUGUUGGGCAUUUUCCUUUUUUAAGUUACGAAUUCUAUGCAAAAGGCAAUAUCUUUACAACGAUAUUCUACUGAAGGCCUCAGGUCAAUCAGACCUUGAAGAUAAUGUCUCAAACAUUGCUAAAUUUUAGUUCCAACUCUACUAUUCUUUCUGGAAUGUCAAUUGUUGUAGCCUAAAUGCUCUCCCAUUCGUUUUUCUUCCUGUUGGUGGAUUCUUCCUAUUAAUCCUAAUAUUGGUGCCUAAAAUAUCUAUCUGUACAUAACUUCUUAAAUUCAAGUGACUUUUCAGUGUUAAUGCAAAGAGACAUUGACAGUUUUGUUUUUGAGGACUGUUUAUAUUACGGAAGCAAUGCAAGAAAAAGGCUGUGUAGUACCGAUUAGUAAGUAUUACAUUAUGCCCUCACCUUUCAAAUUUCACUGAUUAACAUUCCAUUAGGGAUUUCUGCCACUGCUUUUAGCUGGCUAUUGGCCUUUGUAUCAUUAACAAGUGAUAGAGUUGAAGAGAGUUUUGAUCUCUUGGACAGGAAUAUGCCGUGUCUGUUCUGCUCCCUGCACGCAAUCUGCAUGCUUUGGUGUUGGUUUAAUGCCAUCUCUUUUGCUUUCAGUGUGAUAACCUUAACCCUUACCCCCUGUAGCACUUUGCCUGUUGUCCUGUAUUUCAACAUGGUACAGACGUUACUUACCCGAACAAAUUAGGAAAAUGUACAAAAUCCCUAAGUUCGGUGACAAUCUUUAUAGAAAAUAUGAAUGCUUGAAGCUUUCUCACUGCUAAAUUUUCACUAGAAUGUUUUCAACCUCCUCCUUCCAAGUCAUUCAAGAGUCCAUCCGAGACUUAAACCUACCAGAGAUUUGCCAACCUUGUAAUUCAAAUAGUAUUUCCAUUCCUAAGUUCCUUGCCAUUGUCAGAUUUUGUGAUAAAAUUACGUAUGUUGUAUUUUUGACAAGUUUUGUACAAACUGUAUAGGCAGGUCUAGGCGUCUGUGAAAUGGAGGGUGCCCUGGUGGUUCUAGGGCCAACUGGCUAAAAUUCAUGAGCUACGUCAAAUGAGGGGUGCCUUCCUUGGAUCGGCCACUGACUGUACCUAAUCAAGUUUUUGACUUGCUUGCGCUCACAAUGUUGCUGUAUUUGAGAAGAGAGAACAAAAUUCUCUGCUGUGUUUUUAGAGUUUAGGAAGAUGCAAAUUCUAGUAUUUACUUUAGAUGAAUGUAAUACGUGUAUAAACAAAUGCUGUAAAUAAAAGAUUUCAUUUUCAAGAUGAGUACUGCAAAAUAUCGCAUUUGCUUCAGAAAUUUUAAAGUCAAUGCGUCACAGUUGAAGAUUUCAAACUUUAAGGUUCAUGUUUGACGGAAAUAAAAGGCAUGGAAGAUUUCAUGGUUUCACGUUAUGUUCAAGCUAAAAAAUCAUUGAAAUAGGUUUAAAACAUGUUCAAUCAGUGUAAAAAUGUACACUUUAUUGUCUAAAUGUUCUGAUUGUAUAAAAUGACCUCAUUGAUGUUAUAACGCAAUUCCACAUUCAGCGAAACAUAAUCAAUGCAUUGUUCAAGCUGUUAAGUUGUUUAUCUCAUUAUCUGUUUCGAACCUAUUUGAUAAAUAGUUGUGUCGUUUUGAUGUUAAGAACGAUCAGUUUGAUAUCGUCAGAAAUCAUAGGCCAAGUCAAGUGACAACUUCGUGAAUCGUCUCAGAGUUGACCAAAACAGAAGCCAUUGCAUAUUUACAAGAUUUGAAAGAGUUUUAUCAGCAAGUUUUGAAUCUCCAACAUGUGGUCUGGUUUCAAAUUACUUAUCCAGGAAAUUAAUCCAGCAUCCUCACAGAUCUUUCUCGUGCUGGGGAUCAGCUGUUUUUGAGUGAUGGGUCAACUGCCUAGUCCUGGCAUUGAAUAUCAAAGGGAUCUAUCAUCAAGCAGCGUGGAGUGUUUUAUGAAAAUGACACCUCUUAUGCUAUUGGCAACAUUCCAAGAAAGUAGGCUAUUCAAGAAACAAAAAACUAACAUACAUAUACUUGCCCUGGGACAGAGUUCAUGUUUGAACAAAUGUCUGUUGUAAUUAAAAGUCAUAUACCUAUGCGUCAUACUCACUCUUAAUCAUUCUUUAUCCUGACCUUCUGUUUUUGGUCAGCAGGGCAUGCGUGGAUUUGAUUAACCCAUGAACAUCCGACAGCAGUCUCUUUUGUCAAUUCCUCUUAAAUCUAAAUUGUCAGUGCAGAGAGAAAGAGAAGUGAGCUAACUAUAUCGCUAUCUGUUGCUGGUGCAAUGGAAGCUUAGUCAAAGCUCUCAUCUCCCUUCUUAAGAAAUUGGUAAUCGUGACUACCAUGGCUAGUUGUUGUAUAUGAAUGACAUAUUUCUUUGUGUCUGUACAUAAUUCUUAAUCUUUGUGUAUACUGGUAUGUCUGUUUCCAUUGAAGCUAAAAACAGGAGUGAAGGAGGUUACCAACCAUCCCUCGGCAGGACUGAAGCCACCUCCAUAUCGCCUACUUCAAAUUUGCCUUGUCAAACUAAUACUUGCACGUGCUGGAUUUGGCGUGGCUAAUUAUUUGGUCACUGUUUGCUCAGAAGUCUGUGAUUAACAUUUAUAACAGCCAUGUUUCAUAUUAAUUCAUAAUCGUUGCCAAAUGUAUAUUAGGUUGCUUGUGGCAUUUGGCAUAAUUUCCUUGCAAAUUCACUGCAUAUUUUCAGACUAAUUUACAUUGUGAUACAAAUUAACAAUGUACAAAAGUUCACAGUGGGAUUCGAAGAACUCGCCCUUCCUCAUGUUUGUCAGUCUGUAAGUUUUGAGUUCGGGAACGAAACUCCUAUUCACGAAAAAGGGCAUUCCGAUAUUGGGUGAUAGCGCACCGUAAAUGAAAUAUUUGAACAAAAUGCUAUAAUUCAUUUGAGACUUCUAAGUCCAAAGUGUUGGAAAAUACUGACGCGGCCAGAUUUGGACAAAGCAUGACUGAGAUCAAGCCACUUAAAACCAAGUACUGACUACUUUUCCAAACCAAUUAAGGGUUUUUUUGCAUGCAGUGCCAAUUGAGAAAUUAGUAUAGACUCCAAUAUGAGGUGAAUUUGCAAGGAUUGAGCUGCUAGUCUAAUUCUGAAGGCAACGGACUGGUACCAAGUCUGCAAUUGUUGACACAAUUGGUUGAAGUACAGACAGUUUCCACAAUAUCCGCAUGUCUGACAGUUCUCAUGUGCCGUGCCUUGUAUUAAGAUUAGCUGCUUUUCAUAUCAUUUCAAUCACAAUGUGCUUGUUGUAAAAUUAGUGUGAAGAUUUAUAACAGAAUCUGUAUAUAAUUUAACAGAAUGUUGCUUUUCAAGAUUGUUGACACCUGUGGUAGUUUUCUUAUGAGUGCUUGAGAAAGAUUGCAUUUUGUGGACAGAAUGUGCUGUGCUGGUAAAAACAAUUACUUUUCUGUUACAUGUUGAGUUGACUAUCAAAAUGUUAUCUGCAAGAAGACAAGUCAGCAUGAACCUGACUUGUCAGGCCCUUAAAACAUUUUAGAGGCAACUCCUAUGGCUGGCCGUGAAAAGUUAAGUACAAUUGUUUGUUUGUCUGGCUUCAAGUGACUAAAAGCAGGAGACAGCAUGCAUUAAUGUAUGUGUGUCUUGGUUCUAGUACACCUGGAAUGGAUCCAUAAGAAAUUCUGUACAGUUCAAAUCAUGCCGAAUCUAUGUGGGUAAACCUAAAAUUAUUUCCAGAAAACAAUGAAUGUUAAUGAUUCAGUUAAAAUUUUCAUUUCCUCAAAUUUCGGAAAAUAUCUUUGCUAUUCAAGAAUGGAAGUUUUUUGUUAUUUUUACAGAAGAAUGUUUGAAAGAGAUUUUGGCUGAUUUGAUAAAUUGUAAUUGUACAAAUACAUUUUCCGAAGAUAAUAAACAUAUAAAAAUCAA
Lineus longissimus is the source of this 5918-nucleotide messenger RNA. RefSeq names its product lysosome-associated membrane glycoprotein 1-like. The record is from RefSeq and is a predicted model, not a curated record. The transcript is spliced from 8 exons. NCBI's taxonomy places the organism in Eukaryota, Metazoa, Nemertea, Pilidiophora, Heteronemertea, Lineidae. Bases 273 to 1802 code for a protein of 509 amino acids. Gene Ontology annotation, cellular component: late endosome membrane; plasma membrane; lysosomal membrane. Gene Ontology annotation, biological process: establishment of protein localization to organelle.